AUGGCACCCGCAAAGCCCAAGCAGCCGGCAUACGUGCUCGGCGUGGGCAUGACGCAGUUCAUCAAGCCCCGCGGCAAGGUAGACUACACGGAGCUGGGCUUCGAGGCCGGCAUCAAGGCCAUGCUGGACGCGCGCAUCAACUACGACGAGGUCGACCAGGGUGUCGCCUGCUACUGCUACGGUGACUCCACCUGCGGCCAGCGCGUCUUUUACCAGUUCGGCAUGACCCAGAUCCCCAUCGUCAACGUCAACAACAACUGCUCCACCGGCUCGACCGGCCUGGCCAUGGCCCGCCAGCUGGUCGGCCACGGCGCCGCCGACUGCGUCCUCGUCAUCGGCUUCGAGAAGAUGAUGCCCGGCAGCCUGCAGACUUUCUUCCAGGACCGCGAGAACCCGACCGGCACCUCGGGCCUCAUGAUGGCCUCCACCCGCGGCUACGAGCCCAAGGUCCCCGGCGCGGCUCAGAUGUUUGGAAACGCCGGUAGGGAGUACAUGGAGAAGUACGGCGCCACGCUCGAGGACUUUGCCGAGAUCGGCCGCGUCAACCACGAGCACUCGGCCCGCAACCCCUACAGCCAGUUCAAGGACCAGUACACCCUCGAGCAGGUCAUGAAGUCGCCCAUGAUCCACACGCCCCUGACCAAGCUACAGUGCUGCCCGACCUCUGACGGCGGCGCCGCGGUCGUCGUGGUCUCGCAGGCCUUCCUCGACGCCCGCCCGGAGCUCAAGCCCAACGCCGUCAAGAUCGCUGGUCAGUGCAUGGCCACCGACGGACCGGAUCUCUUCUCCAAGUCUGCCAUCGACCUGGUCGGGUACGGCAUGGGCGCUUAUGCGGGCCGGAUGGCGUGCGCCGAGGCGGGCGUCUCGCCGCGCGACUGCCAGGUGUGCGAGCUGCACGACUGCUUCUCGGCCAACGAGAUGGUGACGCUCGACGCGCUCGGCUUGGCCGACAAGGGCAAGGCCCACGAGCUGGUCCGCGCCGGCGGCAUCACGUACCCCGGCGGGCCCGGCCGCACCGUCGUCAACCCGUCCGGAGGGCUCAUCUCAAAGGGCCACCCGCUCGGCGCCACGGGGCUGGCGCAGUGCGCCGAGCUCGUCUGGCACCUCCGCGGCUGGGCGUCGAACCGCGCCGUCCCCGGCACCAGGAACGCCCUGCAGCACAACCUCGGCCUGGGCGGCGCCGUCGUCGUCACAGUCUACCAGAGGGCCGACGGCAAGGAGGCGCCCAAGCUGUCAGAGCAGGAGAUCAUCAAGGCCGCCGGCGUCGGGUACAACCCGGCAGUGCAGGCCAAGGGGUUCACGGCUGCGCAGGCAAAGGCCGUAAGGAGCAAGGAGAAGAGCAGCGACUGGGCAUUGCAGGACACGCUGGAGAAGGUGGAGGCAAGGUUUUGA
Messenger RNA from Pyricularia grisea, 1392 nucleotides. RefSeq lists its product as uncharacterized. Gene Ontology annotation, molecular function: acyltransferase activity, transferring groups other than amino-acyl groups. The record is from RefSeq and is a predicted model, not a curated record. The transcript has a single exon. NCBI's taxonomy places the organism in Eukaryota, Fungi, Ascomycota, Sordariomycetes, Magnaporthales, Pyriculariaceae. Bases 1 to 1392 code for a protein of 463 amino acids.